Suillus clintonianus is the source of this 1024-nucleotide messenger RNA. Its product is annotated as Nop52-domain-containing protein. Gene Ontology annotation, cellular component: nucleus; preribosome, large subunit precursor; preribosome, small subunit precursor. The transcript is spliced from 5 exons. Bases 58 to 990 code for a protein of 310 amino acids. Gene Ontology annotation, biological process: rRNA processing. Lineage: Eukaryota; Fungi; Basidiomycota; Agaricomycetes; Boletales; Suillaceae. The record is from RefSeq and is a predicted model, not a curated record.
GUGGUCACGUGCUCAGUCAGGCAAUCUUGACUCUCAAGAUUUUAUGACAUUGAAUUCAUGUCUGCUGCGUCCGCUCCUGCCGUCCCGCCUCUGGGCAAAUACCUUGCCUCCUCAGACAAAAAAACACGGGACAAAGCCGUGAAAAACCUUGCUGUUUUCCUAUCCAGUGACUCCGAAAAUGUAUUGCCAGAUCUUGAAAUGGCUAAGUUAUGGAAGGGCAUAUUCUACUGUUUCUGGAUGUCAGACAAGCCCCUCGUUCAGCAGGCCCUAGCAGGGGAACUAGCGGAGCUCAUACUUACGAUCACUGACGUACCUUCGUCACUAAAUUUUCUGCGGGGCUUUUGGACGAUGACAGUUAGAGAAUGGAGCGGAAUUGACCGUCUUCGGAUGGACAAGUAUUACAUGCUCGUCAGGAAGUUCGUGAAUGCGAGCUUCAGGUUUCUCGUGCGAACAAAAUGGGACAGUGCCACCGUCGAGAAGUACAACUCAAUAUUAUCUGGCCCCAAUGGACCGCUAUGUCCCAACGAUAUACGCGUGCCAGCUAGUCUUGCAUUCCACUUAUCGGAGAUAUACUUCGAGGAGCUUGAAAAAGCGUUAUCAAGCUCGGAAUCACCGCCCCCAGCACCACUAUCCACGCUGCUGUCGCCUUUCAUCGGUCUCGCCGCACGAACGCCCACAAUCACGACUUACAAACACAUUCAAUCGUCGUUGUUUGAGCCUUUACGCAAUUCGCUGAAGUCGUCGUCAAAUCCUCCAAGCCGCAAGAAAGCACGCACAUCAUCACCUGACUACUCAAAACUACUGGCCAACGCCUGCACCUCCAGCUCGGACAGCGAUCCAGCGAUGGAUACAGAUGCUGUACGUAAGUCGAUACUGCAAAAGAUAUUCGAUAUAGCAAGCGAAACAGAAACUCGGGAUGCAAAUCGGCGGAGAAUGUAUGCGUUCUACAAGGAUGCCGUCGACGACGACGAUGAGGAUAGUGCUGGGUAAAUUCAUACAGUAUCUGUAAUGUUUCUGUUGCGCU